Molecule: messenger RNA, 1458 nt
Organism: Wyeomyia smithii (pitcher-plant mosquito)
Lineage: Eukaryota; Metazoa; Arthropoda; Insecta; Diptera; Culicidae
Product: postacrosomal sheath WW domain-binding protein-like
Exons: 2
Coding region: 333-1328 (331 amino acids)
Source: RefSeq, a predicted model, not a curated record
ACCGCCACCAGUCAGACGGAGGGGGCUUUUUUUGGGCGUACGCUUUGAUAGCCUCGGAGCACCACGCGAAAGGCUUCAUUCCCGAAUCGAAGCAACGAAACCACCAGCUAAGGGGCCGAAGAAGCUGAGCCUUUGCAAGCGGAUCGCGCAAGCCUGAAUGGCUAUAUAAAAGACUACGCCGUUGGAAGCAUUUUCGGUAUUAAUCUCGUCGCAGUGUUUUCGUGCAGAUCUCGAGCAUCUAGCUUAGGAAGAAACGAGGGGCGAACUUUUUUGGCUAGGCUCGGUUGGCUUGUUAGGCUGUGUGUGCCUGUUUAUCGAAUAAAACAACAACAAUGAUGAAGUUCAGUGUGAUAGCCGUAUUGGUGCUGGUGGCUGCAGUUGGAGCCGAACCGCCUGUAGGCGGUGGUUACUCAUACUCCAGUUCCGGUGGCCACAGCCAUUCCCAUGAUGACUCCGACGGAGGCUAUGUUGCAGUGAACAGUGGCCACCAAUCCUCGGAAGGACUCCACGUGGAUCACCAUUUGCUGCACAAAGUGAAAGAAAUUUUGGUGGAAAAUGAAAACGGUGCAGCUGGAUCCUCAUCAUCAUCCUACAGUGGAGGUCACUCCGUUCCUUCAACCUCUUACGGAGUUCCAUCGUCAUCAUACGGCGCACCAUCACACUCCUACGGACCUCCGCCAUCUCCCGUCUACGGUGUCCCUUACUUCGGUGGACAUUCUUCUCGCGUGACUGGAGUCGAACUUGGCCACGUGCGGCAAGGCAUCCAGCUGGCCGAGUUCUACAAAGCACAGAGUGCACAUUCCUAUCCAUCUCAUUCAUACUCUUCUCCUUCAAUUUCUCACUCAUCCUACUCUGCUCCUUCCUUCGCUUCCCACUCAUACUCAGCUCCAUCUCACUCAUCUCAUUCCCAUUCUUCGCCCACAUCCUAUUCAGUUCCGUCCUCCAGCUAUGGAACUCCUUCAGCAUCAUAUAGUGCUCCAUCAAUUUCAUACGGAGCUCCAUCGGCAUCGUACAGUGCCCCAUCCUCAUCAUACGGAGCGCCUUCAGCAUCAUACAGUGCUCCGUCCUCUUCGUAUGGAGCCCCUUCAACAUCAUAUAGUGCUCCGUCGUCUUCAUACGGAGCGCCUUCCUUCGGUAGCAGCCACUAUCGUGUGCCAUCGUCCGUUUACGGAGCGCCAUCACAUUCCUCCUUCUCUUCCUUCCGUCCAUCACCAGCUUAUCACGCACCAUCCACCAGCUAUCAUGCCCCUCCAGCUAGCAGUUAUCACGCUCCUGCUCCAGUAUAUUCAGCUCCACGGCCUGUCUACGGAGUUCCAUAUCACCACUGAAACCAUUCUUCUAUAUCUCAUCACACGCAUCUAAGUCAUUCUAUCAUGUGAAGCUAACUUAUUUACGUGAUUUACAGUCCCAUCACCAAGAUACGUUACACUGAUAAAUAAAAGUCGUUGUUACCAUAAC